Molecule: messenger RNA, 773 nt
Organism: Odobenus rosmarus divergens (Pacific walrus)
Lineage: Eukaryota; Metazoa; Chordata; Mammalia; Carnivora; Odobenidae
Exons: 1
Coding region: 1-204 (67 amino acids)
Biological process (GO): mitochondrial respiratory chain complex III assembly
Cellular component (GO): mitochondrion
Source: RefSeq, a predicted model, not a curated record
AUGCCCGCGGGCGUGUCCUGGGCCACGUAUCUGAAAAUGUUCGCUGCCAGCCUCCUGACCAUGUGCGCUGGGGCGGAAGCAGUGCACAGGUACUACCGGCCGGACCUGACAAUACCUGAAAUUCCACCAAAGCCUGGAGAACUCAAAACGGAGCUUUUGGGACUGAAAGAGAGACAACAUGAACCUCAAAUUUCUCAACAAUAGAAACCUCAAAAUACUUAACUCUGCCAAGAACUCCGUGAAUAAUAUUAUAAGUAUUAAGUAUAUAUUUUUAAAGUUUAUUGAGUCAAACUGGUUGUCUUUAAGCAUCUAAUGCAAUGCUAACUGCAAGAGGUGCCCAGGUGUUAACUGACGCAUUGAGAUUUAACUAUGGAUUGACCAGUGUUUCUUGAAAACUGCCAACGUUUAUAUCAUCAGCUUUUUGAAUGUAUUUGAAUAGAUACUUAGUCUUGGAUAUCAUGUGAGAAAGAAUAGUGUUUCCUGCCCUUAUAAUUCUGGUUUAUUUCUCUGAAUAAGCUUGACUAUCAUGACAAAUGGGAAUUAUAAAUUAACUGUGAUAAAAGUGUCAUUGACAAUGAAAGCUUAUGGUGUGUAGUUAAUAAUUCUCUAAAAUUGCAAAGUGCUAUUUGUACUAAACUGUGAAUUAAGUUGAAAUAUUUAAAGUUUGAAGUUCUUUUGGAAUUGUGUACUUAACAAAAUUAUAGCAGAUGUCACCUGGACUGUCACAAGUUCUUUAUCCCCAAAUUUGAGAAACCAUAUUACCAUGUAGUUAU